Hydra vulgaris (swiftwater hydra) is the source of this 1441-nucleotide messenger RNA. RefSeq names its product trimethylguanosine synthase. Gene Ontology annotation, biological process: 7-methylguanosine cap hypermethylation; 7-methylguanosine RNA capping. Gene Ontology annotation, cellular component: nucleus. NCBI's taxonomy places the organism in Eukaryota, Metazoa, Cnidaria, Hydrozoa, Anthoathecata, Hydridae. The record is from RefSeq and is a predicted model, not a curated record. Gene Ontology annotation, molecular function: RNA cap trimethylguanosine synthase activity.
UACCUAUCAAAAAACGCAUCCUUAGGUACAGUGAAUUUUCACUGUAUUUAUAAUUAACGUAUAAAAAUGUUCGAAUUUUUAUUUUAAAAAUUAUUUUAAAAUGAAAGAAGCUGAAAAUAGUGUUUCAUUUAUCGACCACAAACAAGAUAUUUUCAAAAAUAAAUCCUUACGAAAAGAAAGCAAUAAAAAUAAAAAAAUUAAAAGAAAAACUGAUUUUAAUGCUAAAGUGUUUGGUUUAUCAAUAUUUAAGCAGCAGUUAUUAAAUGAAAAUAAAAUUUCUAGUAACGAUAUUAAUGUCUUAAAUAACACUGUUUUUACUAAUAAACAUGAUAAAGAAUUCGGUAAUACGGAACUUAGUUCAUGCUCUCAAAAGCUGAAGAGUCCCAAAUGCUUUUUUGAUUGUACAACUGAAAGAAAUAUGAGUUAUUCAACCAAUGUUAACUGUGUUAUUGUUCCAAAUGAAUCAUGUAAUUUAAAGUCUGUGCCAGUUGUUAAAAAAGACGUUACCAGUGUUUCAAACAGAUUGCAAAAUUUAAAAAGUAAAAAAAAGAAAAAAGACAUCAAAAUAAAACAUUCAUCUCACAAAGUAAGCUUAUCAGGUAAGCAUAUAAAAGAAAUAAUAAAAAAUAUGAAAACAGAAACAUUGAAAAGCAUUAAUAGUGACAAAAAGUCUUUGGAGGAGUUAACAACUCAUGAUACUGCAGUAUUAAAAAAAUGUAUUGAUAAAGUAAAAAAUAAAGCUAAAAAGAAAAAAUCUUUUUUUACUAAAAAAUCAAAUGCUUCAAAAUAUAAAUCUAUUCUUAGUAUUCAAAAGUAUUGGGCGCAAAGGUAUCGACUAUUCAGUAGAUUUGAUGAAGGUGUUAAAUUAGAUCAUGAAGGAUGGUUUUCAGUUACUCCAGAAAAAAUCGCUGAACAUAUUGCUGAUAGGUCUAAAUGUGAUAUAGUUGUAGAUGCUUUCUGUGGAAUUGGUGGUAAUACAAUUCAAUUUGCAUUAAAAAGUAAUCAUGUAAUUGCUAUUGAUAUUGAUCCGGUAAGGUUAGAAUGUGCAAGACAAAAUGCUGCUAUUUAUGGUGUUGAAAAUCGAAUUUCUUUUAUUCUAGGUGAUUUCUUUGUGUUAGCUCCUUCACUUAAAGCAGAUGUAGUGUUUCUUAGUCCCCCCUGGGGUGGUCCUGAAUACAUUAAAGUAAAAUUUUUUGAUAUAGAAACAAUGAUUAAACCAGUUAGUGGUCGUGUUUUAUACAAUGUAGCUUCCAAAAUAACUCCUAAUAUAAUAUUUUUCUUACCAAGGAAUGCAGAUUUGCGUCAAGUAUCAUCUCUUGUUGCACCUGGAAACCAAGUUGAAAUUGAAAAAAACUUGCUAAACUCUAAUGUAAAAACUAUAACUGCUUAUUUUGGAAAUCUUAUAAAGAAUAAAAACUCUCAAUAAAAGAUUUUUGAAUUA